GUAGCUUUUCUUGAUCAGUUUAUGUGCGCGCCCGUCCGUAAUUUUUUUGUUCUGAGUUUCUUGAUCUCGGUGCACGCUCGCUUGUUGUGAGUUGUUUCGUGCUGCAGCAAGACCCGCGAAAGUGCCCCAAAUUUUCGACUUGAGGUAGCCCACCCUCGACGACUACCGAGUAGCAAUGGCCCGUACCAAGCAGACCGCCCGUAAGUCUACCGGUGGCAAGGCGCCCCGCAAGCAGCUGGCCACCAAGGCGGCGCGCAAGAGUGCCCCUUCGACGGGCGGCGUCAAGAAGCCCCAUCGCUACAGGCCCGGCACUGUGGCCCUCAGGGAGAUCCGUCGUUACCAGAAAUCCACCGAACUGCUCAUCCGCAAGCUGCCCUUCCAGCGCCUCGUGCGUGAGAUUGCGCAGGACUUCAAGACCGAUCUGCGCUUCCAGAGCGCAGCCAUCGGAGCUCUCCAGGAAGCGAGUGAGGCGUACUUGGUUGGCCUCUUUGAGGACACCAACCUGUGCGCCAUCCACGCCAAGCGCGUGACCAUCAUGCCCAAGGACAUCCAGCUGGCCAGACGGAUCCGUGGGGAGCGUGCCUAAAGCAGCCGCUCCUGCACAAAGGGACACACUCCUUCUCUUCGCCCCGCUCGUCGUCCUCGCUCUACACACAUCAUCGUCAUCGCCCCCUUUGUAUCCUCGUUCUCUGCUCCAGUGUUCUUUUGGGUGGCAGCAUUCAACAAGCCUGGGACAGACAAUGCCAUCCACCGUUGUUCACGUGUCGGUGCUGUGUGUGCUUUCGUUGCCGCACUCUCGGGGCAGUGGCCACCGCACGACAGUGAACCGGCCAGUGCCCUCCUCGCGCAACACCCGAGGAAGUGCCGUGUGAACCAACAUCUCAGUGUUGUCCUCCUCAGCUGCUUGAGCCCACACUUUGUGCCCUCUGCGUAUAUCGUAAGCUCGAGGCAAUAUUGGCCUACACUUUGCAGGUUUUCUUUUUUUUUUUUCCAGAUCUUUUCAGUUGCAUUCUUUAUUCUCCAAGCCCGUUGGUUCUGCACAUUUUUCAUUUCAUAAAUCAUGUCAUCGUGUAGCGUUGCAUUGACUGGUCGUAGUGCGCAGAUCGCAGCAGUUCUGCCACGUGCACAGGAAGUGGCCCAGUGUUGCUGCUGCAUUGGUCAGCCUCUGGUGAACCGGUUGGGGGGGCCUGCUUACAGAGAACGUCUCUGGAAUGAUUUGGCAAGCUCUUCGUGGAAAGGGUGGCACCAUUGUCUGGCAAGGUUUUGUGUGUGCAGGAAUACCUCCGCAAGCGGGCCCCCCCUCUGCAAAUACACGUACUUAAGACAAAAAAAAAAGUUAUCCCAAUCUUGUUGGCUAUCGCAAUUCUGAAUAAAGCGCGUAGUUGCACAAGGCAUUGGCAGGACAAAAACAAAGGGGAAUCGUGUCGGAUGUGCUCGUGAGAAGUCUUUAAAUUCAAUCCAGAGGGUACUGCUGCGAGGUUUUUUUUUUUUUCCUCUAAGUGCAGCCUUUACAAACAUUGCUCAGUUUAACAUGAGCUAUUAGUUUGUGCUCCAAAUGAUUUUUCACGGGAGUCUCGUGUGUGCUCAGAUUUGUUUAGUUUUUUUGUACCACUGCCACGUUUUGCCGUGAAAAAAAAAGUGCAGCCUUGUACACAUUCAGUUUUCAUGGUUGUAAUUCUUUUUUUUUUUUUCUGGAACUGUACCCUCCAUUUUCUUCUUUUUCUUGCGCUUGUAUGGAAAGCAAGCUGUGUACUGUCAUGUUGGUGUACAAGUGUGUCGAGAGAGGGGCUAACCAGUGUUUUUAAUAAAUGUUUGCAUAUCUAUUCAAUAUCAUGUCACCACCAUUACACCUUGCAUGUAGCGAUAGUUUGUCAAGCGACGGGUCGUAGAUGCGUUUGUCAAAUCUGGUCUUCACCGUGAUUGAAACAAAAUGAAAUUGGAAUAAAGUGCAUCACAUUCCAA
Rhipicephalus sanguineus (brown dog tick) is the source of this 1962-nucleotide messenger RNA. Its product is annotated as histone H3.3A. Bases 176 to 586 code for a protein of 136 amino acids. Gene Ontology annotation, cellular component: nucleosome. The transcript has 3 exons. Gene Ontology annotation, molecular function: structural constituent of chromatin; protein heterodimerization activity; DNA binding. The record is from RefSeq and is a predicted model, not a curated record. NCBI's taxonomy places the organism in Eukaryota, Metazoa, Arthropoda, Arachnida, Ixodida, Ixodidae.